Messenger RNA from Ostertagia ostertagi, 414 nucleotides. The record is from the annotation of a GenBank genome assembly. Lineage: Eukaryota; Metazoa; Nematoda; Chromadorea; Rhabditida; Trichostrongylidae.
AUGAUCGACGGGAAGGAACAGCAGGAGCUGUACUGGAAGUUAGCCAACACGUUGGCCACAGUCCUAAGAAAGCAAAAGAACGGAUCGUUCGAACUUGCCCGAGGAUUCCUUUGUACUUCCAAUCACAGCGUGCCCGUUCAAACUGCCGCUUUACAAGUGAUCAGAGCCGCCAGUCCAACACUUUAUGACUCUAAGUUGGCCAACACGCUCAUCAGACUAUUCCGCAACGUUUGCCCCCAACCAACAACAACUGGCGAGUCGCAACUAGCCAUCGACAUUCUUGUCAGAUGUAUUCCUGAACAGCAACAUGUUGCAACGAUGCUUCUUCGUACGGAAACACUGAAUCCAGAUGAUCCUGAAAAAUGGCAGUAUUUUUAUAAAGCUGUCCAAAGUAGUGGACAGAGGGAUGAGUUG